GUCGCAGUGUCGAAAAGUGUCAACGCUGCGCAGGCGAUGGAGCUGUCGGCGCUGCGGAGCCUCGCGUCGGCCUUCUCGCCCAGCUCGUCCGUGUCCUCGGCCGCCAGCAGCACCAGCAGCGGCAGUAGCCGCGAGAGCCGCCGCCGCCGCCACGAACACCGCCGCCAGCAGCGACCAACCGACGAACGCGACGACGACGUGUAUCACCGCCAGCGCAAAAAUAGACAGCGCAGCUUCGAGCAGCAGCAGCAGCAGAGCCACCAUCACCACCGCCAUCGAGAGCGUCACCACACGAGCUCGAGCCUCACGGACAGGAGCAUGAGCUCCUCGCGCGGCAGCAGGAACAGCGACGAACUGUCGCUCGCGAGCACGUGCGACGACCGCACUCCGCGGCUCAACAUGCCGCUGGACAAGGAGUUCCUGCCGCUGGACAGCCCCACGCAGGACGAGGCCGAGCAGAAGCAGGAGCAGGUGCGGGACCAAGUCAUCUGCAUGAUCUUCGAUCUGCCCGAGUCCACGCAGUUCUACGAAGGUACAGUACAGACAGCCCGGCGGAAGACAGUGGACAGACUGCUGACGGAUUCCCCCUUUGCAGACUUUUCGUGUGCCAUCGCGUCCACGCUGGCUAUGCACGGACGCAUGUAUCCGACGAGCUCGCACGUGUGCUUCUACUCCAACGUGUUUGGCCGCGAGAGAAAGAUCCUGAUCCCAUACGAGUCCAUUCGCGAAAUUGAAAAGACGACGACCAUGAUGUUUCAACACGCGAUCCGCCUCGCGACGUUCGACAAGGACGAGUACACGUUCACCGGCUUCUGGGGCAACAACCGGGAUAGCUGCUACGAUCUCAUCCUGAAGACACGCGACCGCGUGCUGCGUGAGCUGCGACCCACUGCUGUGAACUCCUCGGAAACGCGCUACCCAGUACUGGCAACGUCUCCGAUAUCUGGAGAAGCGUCACCUCAGGCAUCGUAUCGCAGCCCUGCAAUUGAUCAAGAUGAUGACGAGAACGAGGAGGAACGAGAAGAGGAAGAAGAGACUGCGGAGUCCGAUCACGAUGAGCUUGUUGCCCCAGCCGCUGGCAAUGCAGCUACCGAAACCGUUACGGAGCUAGACGACGAUGACCAGACCGCGCCUGCUCUUCCGCGUCGGCGCAGUGUCGUCUCGGACGUGGAUUCGAUCGCACCCAAAGACAUUUCCAUGACGCAGAUCCUCGAGGAGGAGUUCCUUCUGUCGGUGGACUCGUUCAUGCAGACAUUCUUCCUGGACAAUGCACCGUUCGGGCUGGACAAAUUCGGUGAACAAACGGGCUCAACAGAAAUGACUGUAAACCCAUGGAUGACUCCCCUGGAGGACGAAAAUUCAUUUGGUACGCGCACGCGGUCUCUACAAUUUCGGGUUCCAAUCGAUGCCCCGAUCGGCCCGAAGUCGUCUCAAGUUGAUGUGCUCCAAUGCCUGAAAGAGAACGAACAGGGAGUGCGUGUCGUAGAGAGCUCUACCCGAUUGGUGGAUAUCCCCUACGGUGACUAUUUCAGCGUGGAAGAUCGGUGGACCAUCGUACCCCGUUCAUCCAACCCCAACGCCUGCAAAUUAUUUAUUGAGUUGAAGGUGCGU
Molecule: messenger RNA, 1611 nt
Organism: Phytophthora sojae
Lineage: Eukaryota; Oomycota; Peronosporomycetes; Peronosporales; Peronosporaceae
Exons: 5
Source: RefSeq, a predicted model, not a curated record